AUGGACCAAAUAAUUAAUAACCCGCAUUAUACACGAGCCCAAACACUUCAUGAAUUUACAGUGAAGGACAUAAAGGGUAACCUUGUUAAAUUAGACAAAUUUAAGGGAAAUGUCUGCAUAUACGUAGACACUGCUACAAAUUCACCCUUCACUGAUAUGCACUACUCGCAAUUUAACAAUUUAAUGGAUAAGUUUGCAGAUACCAACGGAUUGAGAAUAUUGGCGUUCCCUUGUAAUCAAUUCGGCAUGGAGCCUGGUACACCGGAAUCCAUAGCCGCUCACGCCGAGAAGCAUAACGUCAAAUUCGAUAUAUUUGCUAAAAUCGAUGUUAAUGGAGAAACAGCUUGUGAUGUAUGGAAAUUUAUGAAGGCAAAAGUACCUGGUGGUGCUCACGGCAACAUGAUAAAAAGUAAUUACACAAAAUUUAUUGUGACCAAAAAGGGUAUGCCUGUAGAACGACACGGGCCAGAAGUGCAACCAGUAGAAUUCGAACAAUUACUGAACCCUUACUGGUGA
This is a messenger RNA of Spodoptera littoralis (African cotton leafworm), 516 nucleotides long. NCBI's taxonomy places the organism in Eukaryota, Metazoa, Arthropoda, Insecta, Lepidoptera, Noctuidae. The record is from the annotation of a GenBank genome assembly.